Trichechus manatus latirostris (Florida manatee) is the source of this 720-nucleotide messenger RNA. RefSeq names its product DnaJ heat shock protein family (Hsp40) member C4 (gene DNAJC4). The transcript is spliced from 6 exons. Lineage: Eukaryota; Metazoa; Chordata; Mammalia; Sirenia; Trichechidae. The coding region runs from base 1 to 720 and encodes 239 amino acids. The record is from RefSeq and is a predicted model, not a curated record.
AUGCCGCCCCUGCUGCCCCUGCGCCUAUGCCGGCUGUGGCCCCGCAGCCCCCCUACCCGGCUUCUCGGAGCGGCCGCCGGGCAGCGGUCUGGCCCCAGUAACUACUAUGAACUGCUAGGGGUACAUCCUGGUGCUAGCUCUGAAGAAAUUAAACGAGCUUUCUUCACCAAGUCCAAAGAGCUGCAUCCCGACCGGGACCCUGGGAACCCGGCACUGCACAGCCGCUUUGUGGAGCUGAGUGAGGCAUACCGUGUGCUCAGCCACGAGCAGAGCCGCCGCAGCUAUGACCACCAGCUCCUCUGGUCAAGCCCCCUGAAGUCUUCAGGAACUGCAGCCCAUCCCAGACCUGUCCACCAAGCACGCAGCUCCUGGGCACCUCCCAACGCACAGUACUGGGCCCAGUUCCACGGUGUGAGGCCGCAGGGGCCCGAAGUGAGGCAGCAGCAGCACAGACACAACCAGCGGGUGCUGGGGUACUGCCUCCUGCUCAUGCUGGCAGGCAUGGGCCUGCACUAUGUCGCCUUCAGGAAGCUGGAGCAGAUGCACCGGAGCUUCAUGGACGAAAAGGACCGGAUCAUCACCGCCAUCUACAACGACACGCGGACCCGGGCCAGGGCCAACAGAGCCAGGCUCCAGAAGGAGCGACUGCAGAGACAGCAGCCGCCACUGUCAGGGCCUCCCCAGGACCCUGGGAUUGUGCCCAGGGGCGCUGACCCCUGA